UCAGAAAUGGCAUAGCAAAUCGCGUCGGAUAGUGAUGUAAACUUCCGGUCCACAUGGUGAGGUGGAGACAUAUUCUGUUUUCUCAAGAUAAUCUCAAAUCAACCUGGUUUCAGAUCAUGACACGCUUUGCAAGAGCCGGUAAUGCUAACAAGAAAAUCCCACAUGAUGGCACACAGUGGAAGGACAUGUUUGGUAGUGGUAGUGAAUCCAAAAAGAACUCAGACAGUGCACCAAAAGAAGGAGAUAAACGUGACAAAAAAUUCAAAAAGGAUAAAAUGAACAAAACACAAGGAAAUAAACAUGAUAAAAAAACCAAGAAAUUCAAGAAGGAUAAAAUGAAUAAAAAAGUGAAAGGCAUUGAAAGAAAUAAAAAUAAGGUUGAUGAGCCAAAGCCAUGGCAACUUGACAGUACGUCUGGUGAUAAGACAAAGGAACGAGCCAUGAGAAAUCAGUUCUUCAGGGAUCAGAGAAGGGAACAAAGGCGAGUGCAGAGGAAGGAUGACAGAGACAGAUUUCUGGUGUGUUUCAACUGCCGGAAGCAUGGUCAUCGGAUGGGGGACUGCCCCCUGGUAAAGGGCUCCAGCACUCAUGGCACUGGAGUCUGCUUCAAAUGUGGCUCCACGGAGCAUGUGUCAAGUGCAUGUUCCGCUAAAGUAGCACCAGGGGAAUUCCCCUUCGCGAAGUGCUUCAUCUGUGGAGAGAUGGGCCACAUCACCAGACAGUGUCCAGACAACCCAAGGGGCCUUUAUCCCAAUGGUGGAUGCUGCAAUGAAUGUGGAUCUGUGGAGCACCUGAAGAAAGACUGUCCUGAUCUGCAGAAACAGAAAGGUAUUGAGAGCGUGACGAUAGACAAGAUGAGCAACACCCAGAGUGCAGAUGCUGAGUUAGAGGCAUCACCACAGCCACAACCUAAGAAAAAGAAAGGUGGACAAGGUGGAAAGGUUGUCAAAUUUUAAUAUGAAAUAAAAUGUUCUGGUUAA
Messenger RNA from Haliotis rubra (blacklip abalone), 980 nucleotides. RefSeq names its product zinc finger CCHC domain-containing protein 9-like. The transcript has 6 exons. Gene Ontology annotation, molecular function: zinc ion binding; nucleic acid binding. The coding region runs from base 54 to 956 and encodes 300 amino acids. The record is from RefSeq and is a predicted model, not a curated record. Lineage: Eukaryota; Metazoa; Mollusca; Gastropoda; Lepetellida; Haliotidae.